Oreochromis aureus is the source of this 1941-nucleotide messenger RNA. RefSeq names its product histone deacetylase 2. The coding region runs from base 131 to 1603 and encodes 490 amino acids. Lineage: Eukaryota; Metazoa; Chordata; Actinopteri; Cichliformes; Cichlidae. Gene Ontology annotation, molecular function: histone deacetylase activity. The record is from RefSeq and is a predicted model, not a curated record. The transcript has 14 exons.
CCCGCCGAAGUUGCGCCUCCCAUUCAGCGACUUUCCGCCGUGUGUAGUUAUGUGUUGAUGCCGUCCAUCCCAUCUUCUGUCUGCUCAAGCACAUUCAAACCAACUUUUUAUUUCUAGAGGAACUUUUAAAAUGGCUUACACGACCGCAGGUGGGACAAAGAAGAAGGUCUGCUACUACUACGACGGUGACAUAGGAAAUUAUUACUAUGGACAGGGGCACCCCAUGAAACCACAUCGUAUCCGGAUGACCCACAACUUACUUCUGAACUAUGGACUGUACAGGAAGAUGGAGGUCUAUAGGCCACACAAAGCCACUGCAGACGAGAUGACAAAAUAUCACAGUGAUGACUACAUCAAGUUCCUCCGAUCCAUACGACCAGACAACAUGUCAGAGUUCAGCAAACAGAUGCAGAGGUUCAAUGUUGGGGAGGACUGUCCGGUAUUCGAUGGCUUGUUUGAGUUCUGCCAACUGUCUGCUGGUGGUUCAGCUGCUGGCUCAGUGAAGCUGAACCGACAACAGACAGACAUUGCAGUGAAUUGGGCAGGAGGACUCCACCAUGCAAAGAAAUCUGAGGCCUCAGGGUUCUGUUACGUCAAUGACAUUGUGCUGGCCAUCCUGGAGCUGCUCAAGUACCACCAGAGGGUGCUGUACAUUGACAUAGACAUCCACCAUGGAGAUGGAGUGGAGGAGGCCUUCUACACAACAGACAGAGUUAUGACUGUGUCCUUCCAUAAAUAUGGGGAGUACUUCCCUGGAACUGGUGACCUUCGGGAUAUUGGAGCUGGAAAAGGCAAAUAUUACGCUGUCAACUUCCCACUGCGGGAUGGCAUAGAUGAUGAGUCAUACGAGCAAAUCUUCAAGCCUGUGAUGGCUAAGGUGAUGGAGAUGUACCAGCCCAGUGCUGUGGUUCUUCAGUGUGGUGCAGACUCACUCUCAGGAGACCGCCUCGGCUGCUUUAACCUCACCAUCCGAGGGCAUGCCAAAUGUGUGGAAUACAUCAAGUCAUUUAACCUGCCACUGCUCAUGCUGGGUGGAGGAGGAUACACCAUUCGAAAUGUGGCCCGAUGCUGGACCUAUGAGACAGCUGUGGCUCUGGACACUGACAUCCCUGACGAACUACCAUACAAUGACUACUUUGAGUACUUCGGGCCUGACUUCAAGCUCCACAUCAGCCCCUCCAACAUGACCAACCAGAACUCACAGGAAUACAUGGACAAAAUCAAGCAGCGGCUGUUUGAGAACCUGCGGAUGCUGCCUCAUGCUCCAGGGGUUCAGAUGCAAGCCAUCCCGGAGGAUGCCGUCCCAGACGACACAGUGGAUGAGGACACAGAGGAUCCUGACAAACGCUUGUCCAUCCGUGCUACAGAUAAGAGAAUAGCCUGUGACGAAGAGUUCUCCGACUCUGAGGACGAAGGGGAGGGAGGCAGGAGGAACACAGCCAAUCACAAGAAAGGAGCUAAAAGGCCCAGAGUGGACGAGGACAAACAGGAAGGAGAGGAGAAGAAAGCUGAUAUAAAAGAAGAAGAGAAGACAAAAGACAGCAGUGCUGAGAAGACUGACUCAAAGAGCAGUGUGAAAACCGAACAGACCAGCAGUACCUAAAGUGUUCUUAUCCAAAGGUCUUAACUGGUGCUCUCCAGCUUCGAGGAUCCUGCACUUCCCCGAAACACCAUUAAGAAGCAUUAUAUUUAUUAUGACUCUUCGUUUUCUACUUGUAAAUUGUCUUUGUGUUGUGUGUCAGUGGUUAUCCUGAAUUCAGCCCUUGAAUUUGCCAGAUUUGAUGCUCUUUAAACUAUGUGAAUCCAAUGUGCUUAAUCUUCUGAAUCAACUCUUUUGUCUUUAACGAGGGCUUAAACCCUUACAUGAACCUGUAAUGAUUUUACAGCUGAAUUUUGAUAUUUUGUUUUUGUCAAUAAAACUUUUUAUACUGUUGUCUUUGA